Molecule: messenger RNA, 2371 nt
Organism: Ochotona princeps (American pika)
Lineage: Eukaryota; Metazoa; Chordata; Mammalia; Lagomorpha; Ochotonidae
Gene: CCNJL
Product: cyclin J like
Exons: 6
Coding region: 172-1323 (383 amino acids)
Biological process (GO): regulation of cyclin-dependent protein serine/threonine kinase activity; mitotic cell cycle phase transition
Cellular component (GO): cyclin-dependent protein kinase holoenzyme complex; nucleus; cytoplasm
Molecular function (GO): cyclin-dependent protein serine/threonine kinase regulator activity
Source: RefSeq, a predicted model, not a curated record
GGGACAUUCUGCGCGCGAGGUUGUCGCGUGGUGCGCGCAGGUGGAGCCGCGGUUCCGGCGCACUCGUCGCAUAUACACCGGCCAGGUACCCAGCGAGGAGCCAACUAGCGUCUCGGCGAAGGGAGCGCUCCGAGUGCCCGGUAGCCGCGGCUCGCGGCGGUGCUCGCCGUGAUGGAUGAACCGUGGUGGCAAGGGCACGUCGCCGCCGACGUCCACUGCAGCCUGCGCGAGAAGGAAAUGAAGCUGCCCGCCUUCCGAGCCCACUCCCCGCUGCUGAAGAGCCGCCGGUUCUUCGUGGAUACUUUGACUCUGCUGAGCAGCCACUGCCAGCUGUGUCCCACAGCCCGGCACCUGGCCAUCUACCUGCUGGACCACUUCAUGGACCGCUACAAUGUCACCACCACCAAGCAGCUGUACGCCAUAGCCAUCUCCUGCCUCCUGCUUGCAAGUAAGUUUGAGGACAGGGAAGACCGUGUACCCAAGCUGGAGCAGAUCAACAGCACGAGGAUCCUGAACAGCCACAGCCUUGGCUUCACCAAGAAGGAGCUGCUGAACACAGAGCUGCUGCUUCUGGAGGCCUUCGGCUGGAACCUCUGCCUGCCCACGCCCGCCCACUUCCUGGACUACUACCUCUCAGCCUCCAUCAGCCAGAAGGACUACCACUGCCACACCUGGCCUGCCACCUGUUCCCACAAGACCAAAGAAUGCCUCAGGGAGUUUGCCCAUUACUUCCUGGAGGUAACCCUGCAAGAUCACGUAUUCUACAAAUUCCAGCCUUCCGUGGUGGCCGCAGCCUGCGUGGGGGCCUCGAGGAUCUGCCUGCAGCUUUCCCCCUACUGGACCAGAGACCUGCAGAGGAUCUCAAGCUACUCCCUGGAGCACCUCAGCACGUGCAUCGAACUCCUGCUGGUUGCCUAUGACAAUGUCCUCAAGGAUGCUGUGACAGUCAAGAGCCAGACCUUGGCAAUGGUUCCUGGCACACCCUCCACCCCCGCCCAACUACUGUUCCAGCCUGCCGCCUACCCAGCCCUCAGCCAGCCCACUGCCACCCUUGCACAGUUCCAGGCCCCUGUGCCGGACAUGAGCUUGGCCUGUCGGGACUCCCACCAUCCGGGAAGCCUGCUCCCUGGGGGCAGCAGCUCAUCCCUGCAUACCCCCUUCUCCGCCCUGCAGCCCCUGGAGGUUUGUCCUGUGCCCGUGCCCGCCUCCCUGAGCAUGCAGAUGGCCGUCGCAGCCGAACCCAGGCACUGCCUUGCCACCGCCUAUGGAAGCAGCUACUUCAGUGGCAGCCACAUGUUCCCCACCAGCUGUUUUGACAGAUAAGCCACCUUGACGCUACGUGGGAGACCCUUGUGAAGGGAGCGACCGGAGGCGGAGAGCUCGGCCAAGCAGGGCAACCCAGGAGGCCAUCCCCAAAGACCCUCACGGGCCUCUGGACAGGGGCUCCAUGCCCUUUCUGAUUAAAGCGACCUGGGCGAAGCAUUCGAUGACAUACCUCACCCAAGAGCCUCCCUCUGAGAGACGCCUUACACGUGUGGCUUCCAGCGUGACUGGAGAAAGGAGUGAACAGAGGUCAGCGGCUUGGGGACUGGCUGGCAGUCACUGGAGCGCAGGCGCGUCCUCUUUGUUGACAGCACCUGCGCCCAAGGGUGUGGGCGGCCUGGUUUGUUCUCAGGGCCCCUGCAGGACACAGGCUUGGGUGCUUUUCUUUCCAGGGUUUUGUCCAGAGGGGCCUGUGUCUCCGUGGGGACCCGAGUCUCUGCCUGGCGAGGCCCAGUGGGCUCUUCUUCCUGCCUUUGUUGUCGGACCUCAGAGCUUUCUGGGCCUUUAGAAGUUUUCCCGUGCUGCUACUGAGUCCCAAAGUGACCUAGCCUUCUGUCCAUUGAGGUGUUUACAUACUAUGUCAGGGACUAUGUGAUACUUGAAGUAUUUCUUAAAAGAAGGAAAAAGAAAAAAGAAAAAACUACUUCACUGCCACACAGCCUGUCCCAUGUGAUGGCUGUCCUGAGUUUUGGCUUUAACCGGGCUUGGGAUGGGCCUGUCAACAACUUUGACAAAGGCAUGCAGUUGGGAGAAUCACUUUUUGGGGUCUCCAUUCCAGAAGAUUCUGCAUUGUAAAUGCCGUGUUCACCUGUCCAACUUUGAUCACCACUAGGUUGGGUUAGGGAGGGAGGAGGUUGCUGAAGGGAAAGGAAGGGUUUGAAGCAAGUAAUUCCUACCUCCCUGCUCUCCAUGCUGACAGUGUGUGAGUGCAGAUCCUGGCUCAGCCUUGAGUUUGACCACAAGUGAAAGGUAACAGUGUGGAAUAUUUGUUUAGCCUGGCCAGGAUGUGGGGGACAGGGCUGGACGUGGAAAGGUGACACUGCUGCUG